Messenger RNA from Patella vulgata (common limpet), 2682 nucleotides. Its product is annotated as SCY1-like protein 2. NCBI's taxonomy places the organism in Eukaryota, Metazoa, Mollusca, Gastropoda, Patellidae. Gene Ontology annotation, molecular function: protein kinase activity; ATP binding. Gene Ontology annotation, biological process: protein phosphorylation. The record is from RefSeq and is a predicted model, not a curated record. The coding region runs from base 532 to 2682 and encodes 716 amino acids. The transcript has 18 exons.
GACACAUCAAGACAGGAGGUCUGCUCACACGAAGACAGUCGUUUUGAAUACAAUAAAUAUUUAUAGACUUUACUUUUGUUGAUUUUCGUAUCUGAAACCUAAAAACUUUGUGUGGAUAUUGCCGCUUAUUAUCAGGAAGAGAGUUCAAGACUUUAUUGGUUUCAAGAGGAUUAUUACAUAAACAGCUAUCAAGACAAGUGUCAAUUUUUCAGACUAUUUGGAUCUCUGAUCGUGAAUGUGGUGAAACAGAACAGCUGGGAAAUGAGUGCAUUGAUUAUAUAAAAAAAACUGUUUAAGCCAUAUUUAGAUUAUUUUUCUUCGUGUUAAAGAACUGUGUUGUGAGGUUUGUGGCCUUCAUUAACGUAAAAGACUUAUGAGGUAGACUUUUUUUUUAAAAAAAAGAAUUUAUUUCUGUGGACAAAAGAUCGGUACAUAUUUAAUUGUUUGUGUCCAAUUGAAGAAACCACUCAAGUUACAAGAAAAUAAAGUGAUCCCAAGAGAGGUGCUGCUAGUUGUAAUUGUGAUUUGUCGAUGUUGGAGGUUACAGUAGAGACAGUAAAAAUCGUGGAACGUGAUCGCGGAUGUUGUAAGGGGGGAUGUAGAGUAUUUGGCUGUAAAAUGGAUUUCUUGUCCAUGUUAAAACACUCCAUUAUAGCCGACGACAGCAAUUCCAUUAUAAAACAUUAUGAUAUUGGACGGCAGAUUGGAACAGCUGGUCCGGAAAGUGUCUGGAAGAUUUUUGAGGCUGUUCGAAUUGAGGACCAUAAGGAAGCAUCUGUAUUUUGGUUUGAGAAAAAAGUUGCAGAUAAACUUCACAAACCUCGACGAAGGGAACAAGUGGCCGAAAUAUUACGAAAGGAGGUGAAUCAGUUAUGCAGAAUUCGCCACCCAAAAAUUAUCUCUAUACAGCAUGGUUUAGAGGAGUGCCACGACAGUUUGGCAUUUGCUACCGAACCAAUCUUCGCAAGUUUAUCCAAUAUCUUGGGAAACUAUGAAAGAAUGCCUGCAAACAUUCCACAAGAACUUAAGGAUCACGAGUUUAUAGAUAUGGAAAUAAAGUAUGGUAUUUUUCAGAUAACAGAUGCAUUGUCAUUUUUACAUAGUUCUGAACAUCUUAUUCAUCGUAAUGUUUGUCCUCAAUCCAUCCUUAUAACGAAAAAAGGUGCAUGGAAACUUGCUGGCCUUGGUUUUGUAGAAAAAACUAAGGAAGGAAAGGAAAAGUCAUCGUGUCAAUCCUGGACAACAAAAGUACCAAAAAUGGCACAACCUGACUUAAAUUUUAUAGCACCAGAAGUACAACUAGAGAAAAUAUGUACACCAUUAAGUGAUAUGUUUUCUCUAGGUAUGGUUAUCUGUGCUAUACAUAAUUAUGGUAAAUCGUUAAUAAGUGCUGAUCAUCUACCUGGCCUUUAUGUAAAACAACUUGAUCAGAUGCAUGAAACAUUUGGUGUAGUUGCUCAUCGGAUGUCAUUACAAUUAGUUGAACCUGUAGAGAAAAUGAUAAAUAGAGAUGUUCGUUAUCGACCAACUGCACAAUUAUUCUGUAUGUUAAAGUAUUUUAAUGAUCCUGUUGUAUCAGGUUUACAGUUAUUAGAUGCUGCUGAUCGUAAAGAUCCCGUUAUGAGAGCAGAUGCUUAUGCAAAUUUAUCACAAGUUAUACCCAUCAUGCCAAGGAAAAUUCUUUACCGAAAUGUCUUCCCUGUAUUAUGCCAGGAUUGUCGAUCAUGUGAUUCUAUGGUUUAUGCUUUACCAGCCAUGUUAACGAUGAUAGACUUUGCUCCACGUGAUGAUUAUGUUGAUAUUAUUCUCCCAGAAUUCCGCAGUAUCAUGUCCUCUUCUAAACCGGUGCAAGCUACGGUGUAUAUAUUAAAUAAAUUAGAUGUAAUCCUGGCCAAAACUCCUUUAGAGGAGAUCAAGAGUGAAGUUCUUCCGUUGGUAUUUAAUACACUUGAUUCAUCUUCGUUACAAGCUCAGGAAGCUGCGUUGAGUGCGUUUAGUGUUAUUAAGGAGUAUUUAGACGAUAACAUUAUCCGUAAAAUGGUUUUGCCCCGAGCCAAGUCAUUGUUUUAUAGAUCUACGAAUGUGAAGUUACGAAUCAAUGCAUUAACAUGUAUAGAUCAUAUGUUAGAUAGCCUGGGUAAGAUGUUAAUAUUGGAUGAAGUUUUACCAUUUUUAACAGAUAUUACAUGUCAAGAUGCUGAUGUUGUUAUGGCAGUUGUUGGUGUAUAUAAACAUAUGUUAAGUGAUAAAAAGUUUGGAUUAACUCACAAUUUGAUAGCCAGUAAAGUGAUGCCAUCUUUGAUACCACAUACAGUUAAUCCAGGACUUUCAAUGGAACAGUUUGGUGAUUUAAUGGAGGUAUUGAGAGAAAUGUUAGAGCAAAUUGAUCGACAAAGACGAAAUAAAAUGAAAUUAGAAACAGUUAUACUUCCUGUUCCACCGAGGGGGUCUAUUAAGAUGCAAGGUGGAGAAGACGGUAGUGAUAACGGAUUAGGAAACGUUCAGAGUCUAUUGAUGGUUAAUGAACGGUGUGGUAGUACCACUGUAUUUACUCGUGGAAAAACUGGUUGGUAUACAUCUCCAAGUACCCCAGAAUUACAACAACGUCCUAAAAUCUCUAGUCCCAAAACGAAUCGUAAAAAUCAUAGUUUGCAAUCACUUGGUAUGAGUUUGGUAAGAUGA